Messenger RNA from Phialemonium atrogriseum, 2673 nucleotides. RefSeq lists its product as uncharacterized. The transcript has 4 exons. Bases 309 to 2405 code for a protein of 698 amino acids. The record is from RefSeq and is a predicted model, not a curated record. Lineage: Eukaryota; Fungi; Ascomycota; Sordariomycetes; Cephalothecales; Cephalothecaceae.
AAUGCUCUGACCCGAAUCCCCCCGCCCUCCUCUAGCCGCCCCUGCCCGAGAUAUGCAUUCCCACCGCCAUUGAUCGGCCCCCAAACCUGCUUGACCGGUUGCUCUGGGCAAGCCGGGCCCGAGGUGAAUGGCUGCUCGUGGACGCCACCCCUGAUGCAUUCAUUACGGAGUAGUCGGAGUUGUCAAGUGAGACAUCGUCCCAAGGGCUUUUGUGACUGGUUACCUCGCACUAGCCGUCCUACAACCCCCAUGAUUCUCUGAGAGGCUCACAGCCUUUCACAGCCGGCUUGGGCGCACAGCUUGCAACGAUGGAUCCAACUCAUCUGGGACCGGAUACGGCUGAGAUUCCUCACCAUCAGCACCAUCAUCAUCAUAUAGAGUCGACCCAAGAGCCGGCGUUUGAGGAGGAGUACUCGACACCAGUUCCGUCGCGUCCGGCAACUCCGUCCAUCAUGGGAGACGCCAACGCCGGGUAUGAGCCGCGACGGAGGCCGCGAAAGCUGAUUCUGUGCUUUGACGGGACGGGGAACAAGUUCCGAGGAGACGACAGUGACAGCAAUAUCCUGAAGAUCUAUCGCAUGCUCGACAGAACCACUGAUGACCAAUAUCACUACUACCAGCCUGGGAUCGGGACAUAUGUCGUCUCCAAGAGCCUCUCGCACACGGGCAUCCGUGCCCGGAUCAAGUCGUGGUACAAGAAAGCCAAGGACUCAGCCGUCGGCUCGUCGUUCGACGAGCACGUAGUCGGAGGCUACCGGUUCCUGAUGCGCUUCUACUCCCCCGGCGACGAGAUCUACAUCUUCGGCUUCUCGCGCGGCUCGUACAUCGCGCGCUUCCUGGCCGAGAUGCUCGACCAUGUCGGCCUCCUCUCGCACGGCAACGAGGAGAUGGUCUCGUUCGCCUGGAAGGCCUUCUCGCAGUGGCAGCGGCGCCGGAGCGUGUCGGACGGCGACCCGCGCGCCCGCCAGAAGCGCCGCGACAUGUACAACUUCCUCCGCGGCUUCCGCGAGACCUUCUCUCGGCCCGUGCGCCGCAUCCGCUUCCUGGGCUUGUUCGACACCGUCAACAGCGUCCCCCAGUUCGAGACCGCCUGGAUGGAGCGCAGCAAGUUCCCCUACACGGCCCGCAGCUCCGCCCGCGUCAUCCGCCACGCCGUCAGCAUCGACGAGCGCCGCGCAAAGUUCCGCCAGGACCUCAUGUACCAGAGCGCCGCCGCCGCCGCCGCCGCCAGGCGCCAAAAGGCCAAGGGCAAGAGGCGCGGCAAGCUCACGCAGCACAUGCACCACCACCACGACGACCAACAGCGACAACAACAACACAACGGCCACGACAACCACGACGGCGGCUCCAGCAGCACCACCACCGCCAAGCCGUCCGGCAAGCACCACGACCACCCGCCCCGCGGCCGCGCCACGCUCGCCGUCCCGGGCGGCGACUCCGACUCGGACGACUGCGACCACCCAGCGCGCUACACAGCGACGCGGUCGCGGUCGCGCCAAACCCGCUCCCGCUCGCGCCGCGGCCCCAGCAGCGACGGCGGGCGAUCGCAGAUCUCGCAGCCCGCCGCACCACCCUCCGACGCCUCCUCCGACUGUAACUCGGACGCCGAGUCGGCCCAGGACAUGGACGAGGUGUGGUUCGCGGGCGGGCACGGCGACGUGGGCGGCGGGUGGGAGAUACCGCCCGACGGCAAGAGCGCCAGCCACGUGCCUCUGGCGUGGAUGGUGCGCGAGGCCGUGCGCGCGGGCCUGUCGUUCGACAUGGACAAGGUGCGGGCCAUGGGGUGCGCCGACUGCGCCGACGAGCUGGUGCGCGAGGACGUCGAGGCCGGGGUCGGCGAGGCGGAGAAACAGAAGCAUGCUGCGGCGGCUGCGGCGGCGAUCAUCCCGGACAUCAAGGUCCGCAGCCCCGGCGGGGGCGGCGCGUCGCCGACCGAGGAGGAGGCGGCUCAACCACCAGCAGUAGACGACCCGACGCCGCCCUCGGCCUUCCACGGGCUGAUGCACCAGGCGCACACGGCGCGGAUCCACGACUCGCUGUGCUUCGACGGCGGGCUGGGGGCCGUCGCGGUGCUGAGCUGGAAGGUGAUGGAGUACCUGCCGUUCCGGCGCAUGGACCUGCAGGGCGACGGGUCGUGGCGGCCGAUCCGGUGGCCGCUGCCGUGCGGCGAGGUGCGCGACAUACCGCGCGACGCGCGCGUCCACGGCAGCGUCGUCAGGCGCAUGCGCGCCGACGACAAGUACCGGCCGGGGAACCUCAUCAUAGGCGGCGGCGGGAGGGGGUGCAGGGUCGCGCCGCCGGAGCACGGGAUGGGGGAGUGGGUUUGUGUUGCUGAGGAGGGGGAUCCCAUUGGGGAGGUGUGGAUGAGGAAGAGCGCGGUUGACUUGACGAGUAUUAAGGAGUAAGGGGGAAGGGAGGGGGGAGGGAGUGGAUGGCAAGGCAACGUAUGCUGGGUGGCCAAAUAAAAUGCUGGCUGUCUGUUUGUUUGUCCGUCUGUCUGUUUAUCGGCUCUAUGGUUAGUUGUUCAUCAUUUGAUAGCACACCUGAUAUUCCACCUCUCUCCUCGCCAAUUCACCCACCAGCUCCCAACCCAUUGUACUGUACCAUUAUCAGACCCAAUCUAUGAACGCUUAGCACAUCGAGUACCACACAGAUCGAUUGGUUGAAUGAUUG